This is a messenger RNA of Osmia lignaria (orchard mason bee), 1687 nucleotides long. RefSeq names its product nucleoplasmin-like protein. Lineage: Eukaryota; Metazoa; Arthropoda; Insecta; Hymenoptera; Megachilidae. Gene Ontology annotation, biological process: chromatin remodeling. Gene Ontology annotation, molecular function: chromatin binding; RNA binding; histone binding. The record is from RefSeq and is a predicted model, not a curated record. Gene Ontology annotation, cellular component: nucleoplasm; nucleolus; cytoplasm.
UACGCGAAACUCAUUUGCUACGCGUUCGUCUAGCACGUGCGACCACUGUUCUUCGCGCAGUGACCGUUGUGCGCGCGGCGUCUUUAGCUUCUCCAUUCUCAUUCGGCACGCACACUCCAACGGACUUCUAUACAUCCACUAACGAGAAUCCUUUAAUAUCAAGUCGAUCAUCAUGGCAGAAGAAUAUCUUUACGGAAUCACUCUCGAAGGACUCAAUUCUAGCGAGGUAUGGGAUCCAGAACACAAGAACGACGAUGCAGACGGCACGAACCAACAUUUCGGUGCCGAUCAGAAGCUUAUCAUAAAAAUGGCACUUUUAGGUCCCGAGGCUAAAUCCGGGGAGCUCAAUGUGCUACAGGUAGAAGCAAUGGGUUUGAAAGGACCCAUUAAAACACCAAUUGCGCUGUUGGAGAUGGGAAAAACAGCACAGAUUAUCCUGGACCUUAGUUUUCCCGACCCUCCAGUCACGUUUACUUUGAUUAAAGGCAGUGGCCCUGUUCACAUAGUAGGACACAAUCUUCUUGGUACACACAUGGAAGAAUUUGAUGAUAUGGAUGAUGAGAUGGAAGAAGAGAACAUCGAUGAUGACGAUGAUGAUAAGGCACCGCAAAAGAAACGAAAGCAUUCUGCAGAGGGUAAAAAAAAUGGCACGAAGCGUGCCAGGAUGGAUGAAGCUGUAGACAAAUAGAAUCGAGCCAGAAGACGAGGAAGAUGAUGAAGAUGAACCCAAGAAGAAGAACGCCAAAUUAACAACUGCAGCCAAAUACAAAAAUCAAGCUAAUAAGAACAAGAAAAAAUAAGCAUGAGCCUUAAUACUAAUGGAAAUACAACAAACUUUUAAGUUAGGCUAAUAAGCGUAAGUCCAUCAUUAUCAUCCGCAUUUGUGCGAAUCUAGUAUCGUUUCACCAGAUUAUCAGACGACAAACGUUGCCUUCCACGUUUCUACGACACAACUGGACCAAUGAAAUAGUAUAACGUGUAACAUUACAUAGUAUAAAAUGAAUAAUGGCAAGUUUUAUUGGUCCAUAGCCAUUUUAAUUAAGUAAUGUAAGGUUUAACAUAGAAGAAAAGUGAGAAUUUUCUAUUCGAAGAUUUCUCUGUAUGCCUUAGAAGAAUGAUCCCUGAAACAGAUUAGACGAAUUUCGUGGAAUAUUAAAAACGUGAAUCAAAUAUUAUUUUUUUGACUAAAUUUUAUAAAGUUCGAAGGGCAUUCUUCUGAGAGCUAAACGCACAUAGUAACUUGUUCUAUCUCGUUCCAAUGGAAUUAUCAAGGAAAAAAAAAAUAAAAAAUGUGAUCAAAAUUAGUAAGGAGUUUGCGAGGCAGUGCAAGAAUACCGUUUUCUACGUGUGAAAGUGAACAUAAACAUUUGGCCCAGUUGUUGUUAAUAAAAUAAGUGGAAAGCACGGACGGACCUACAGUGAGGUGUAUUUGUAUCAUUUCCUUUUUUGUCUUCUCCGAUGCCGUGUUCACACAUCGACACUUCCAGUGAAUUGAAGCUACACUAUUCUACCGUAGUCAUGUAAACGCGAUUCAGAAAAACGAACUACUACGCUCUUUAAACAAAAUGCAAAGAUAACGUUCCAGUGUAAUUUAUUAUUUUCGUGUGUACAAGAUGGGGAAAGGGGUAAUAGUCACAAGAAACCCUUAUUACUAGAAUGUUAUUAAUGAUUGUAAAGAGGAAAAAAA